CCGAGUCAUACCAACCACAUAUACCGAUUACACUGCUCUCGCUCUCUCUCUCUCGAUGAAUUCCUCCCAGGAAAGCUUCUUCAAAUUCUCUCUUAUACCACUCUCGUGGUCUCGUGUCUAAUCAAUCAGAACUGGCUCUGUAUGCAAGUAGCUUCUCGAGUUCUUGAUCUGGAAAAGGGUGGGAACUUUGAAGCUUGCAGUUCUUGGCAAGAGGCAUAAAUGGGGAGGAUAAUGGAAUGGGCAGCAAAAUCUGAUCACUUGGGAGGAAUUCCAAGGAAAACUGUGAUAAUGGCUGUUGGUGCGUUUGCGAGAGCGGUAGCGAAUCUUUGCAACAAAACCACAGUUCACAAUGCAGAUACUCUUAUGACUCUUGUCCGGUCACGACCACCCGGUGUUCCUCUCAUCACUGUUAGUAAUCACAUGUCGACUUUGGAUGAUCCAGUAAUGUGGGGAGGGUUCAAGGGUCUUCUUUCCUUAGAUCCAGAGUUGGCUCGAUGGGUUCUUGCUGCAGAGGACAUAUGUUUUAAGAACCCUAUCUUCUCCUACAUAUUCCGCACUGGCAAAUGUAUACCUAUAACUAGAGGUGGUGGAAUCUACCAAGAACACAUGAAUGAAGCUCUCCAGCGACUAAAAGAUGGAUCUUGGUUGCAUACCUUCCCAGAGGGCAAGGUGUUUCAAGAAGAUGUGCCUAUAAGACGACUUAAAUGGGGAACGGCAAGCCUCAUCGCCCGUUGCCCAGUUACCCCAAUCGUCUUGCCAAUAAUUCACCGCGGUUUUGACAAGAUGAUGCCAGAGAACUAUUUCAACGGAAGAAGGCCACCAUUACCGCUGUGGAACAAAAACCUUCAAGUCGUGGUUGGUGAACCAAUUGAGUUUGAUGUUCCCAUGAUGGUUGAGACCGCUGUCUCGGCCUCACGCCAUGUAACGGCUCCUCUUCAAGAAGCCAAAUGGCCUGUCCUCUCUUCUGCUGGUCAUAAGCUAGACGAAACCGCUCAGAGAUGUCUCUACACAGCUCUUUCGGAGAAGAUUCAAUCCUCACUGGAAACAUUACGACUCUUAGCCAAGCGGUUGUGACUUCUGCCUGGAUGCUUCAGAUCAGAAUCCGGUCCACAAUUUUUUAGGCUCCGGUUUAGAUCCGCAAAUGGUAUUCAAUUAUAUGAUGAACUUGAUUGUCUGAAGCUGAGAGUGAAACUUUAACAACUAGAGUUUAAAUAACUCGCAUCUUAAUAAAUAAGAAUCGAAUGUAGAGGAAAAAAAGCUCAACAAAAACGUGACAUUUGUGUGAUCAUUGAAAA
Molecule: messenger RNA, 1295 nt
Organism: Eutrema salsugineum
Lineage: Eukaryota; Viridiplantae; Streptophyta; Magnoliopsida; Brassicales; Brassicaceae
Product: N-acylphosphatidylethanolamine synthase
Exons: 6
Coding region: 220-1074 (284 amino acids)
Biological process (GO): phospholipid metabolic process
Source: RefSeq, a predicted model, not a curated record